This is a messenger RNA of Mercenaria mercenaria, 1780 nucleotides long. RefSeq names its product lysosomal acid glucosylceramidase-like. Gene Ontology annotation, biological process: glucosylceramide catabolic process. Gene Ontology annotation, molecular function: glucosylceramidase activity. NCBI's taxonomy places the organism in Eukaryota, Metazoa, Mollusca, Bivalvia, Venerida, Veneridae. The record is from RefSeq and is a predicted model, not a curated record. The transcript has a single exon. Bases 74 to 1660 code for a protein of 528 amino acids.
GGUUACCAAAAAUAUUGUAUUUCACCAUAGAUAUUAUUCAUAUCUGGUCAGUGCAGAAAUCUAACCGGUUAAAAUGAGUGGUUGUUUAUUAUUUCAGUACUCUUUUGCUGUUUUCUUGAUUUUACAAGGAGCAGUAGAUUGUGACAUACCAUGUGCUGCCCGGAAGUUUGACCAAGAUUCUGUCGUCUGCGUUUGCAAUGCAACAUACUGUGAUACAUUCGAAAACACGGUACCAACUCCGGGACCGGCAAAUCCAUACGCUUACUGGUAUGCAACGGUAACAACCAGAGAUGGCCUCCGGCUUAGCAGACAAUCCGGGUCGUUCGGCGACCACCCAACACACGAUAAAUACGUGUUCACUAUUGGAAAUACGACUGCACAGUCAAUUCUCGGAUUCGGCGGUGCUUUCACAGACGCUGCAACAAUGAAUAUGAACAAAUUGUCAGCAAAGGCUCGGGAUAAACUUAUAGAAGCAUACUUCGCGGAAACUGGAAUUGAAUAUAACUUGGGACGUAUUCCGAUGGCCAGUUGCGACUUUUCUGAACGACUCUAUUCAUACGAUGAUUCAGUUGGAGAUCUAAAACUUGAGAAGUUUAAUCUUACUGAAGAGGACUUAAUUUACAAAAUCCCGGCGAUUAAGGACGCAAUGAGGGUAAGCAGACGAAAAUUAUCGUUGUUUGGAAGCCCUUGGAGUUCACCGUUCUGGAUGAAAACUAAUAAUAAUAUGACCGGGAAAGGGAAGAUAAAAGGGGCACCUGGGGGCGUUUAUCAUAAGACUUGGGCGAACUAUUUCGUAAAAUUCCUCCAAUCGUACAAGGACCACGGAAUAGACAUUUGGGGCCUCACAGCGCAAAAUGAGCCAACUGACGGGAAUUUCAAGGAUUUUCCAUUCCAAUGUCUUGGCUGGACACCUGAACUUCAGAGGGAUUUCAUAGCCAAAGAUCUUGGACCUGCUCUUGAAGCUAGUGGUUUUGGUCACGUGAAACUCAUGAUUCUUGAUGAUCAAAGAGCGUCCUUGCCAUACUGGGCUGAAAUUGUUUUAAAUGACACGAAGGCUGCAAAGUAUGUAUCGGGAAUAGCCGUGCAUUGGUUUGAGGAUUUGUUCGUUCCUCCGACUGCUCUUGACCUUACAUACGAACAGUUUGGAGAAAAGUUUUUCAUUCUUAACACAGAAGCAGACGAAAAAGACUGGUUAAAUAAGAAUAAAACAGUUUUACUCGGAAAUUGGCAUCGUGGUGAACAUUAUUUCACAGAUAUUAUACAAGACUUAAAGCAUGGAGUCUCUGGCUGGGUGGACUGGAAUAUGGCCCUAGACAUGCAGGGAGGACCUAAUUUAGUAGAAAACUGGGCCGACAGUGCCAUCAUUGUCAAUGCAGAAAAAGACGAGUUCUAUAAGCAGCCUAUGUUUUAUGCCAUGGCACACUUCAGCAAAUUUGUCCCAGCAGGAUCGAAAGUGAUUUCGCACGAAAAUAAUACUAGCGAAGAAUCAGGUGUCGACGGAGUGUUCUUUCUACAAGGCGAGACGUCCAUGAUUGCAAACUUCGUGAAUACAAACGAAAAAGGACGGGAUAUAACCAUUAUAGACCCAACUAUGGUGGGAAAUAUUGACUUCCAUAUACCUGCAAAAAGUUUCGUAACUUUCAACUGGUUUCGAGAAUGAUCAAUACAUUGUAGUUUUUUUUUUUUGUUUCAGAGAACGGCAACAAUGUGAAGUUUUGCGUGUUUAAAAAUAUCCGAUCCAUUUAGCUGAUUAAACACGUCAUGGCCUUUUUGUAUACCA